UCAUGGGGUGGGGGGAGGGAGGAGGGAUAGCAUUAGAAGAUAUACCUAAUGUAAAUAACAAGUUAAUGGGUGCAGCACACCAACAUGGCACAUGUAUACAUAUGUAACAAACCUGCAUGUUGUGCACAUGUACCCUAGAACAUAAAGGAUAAUAAAAAAAAAUUUAAAAAAAGAAAGAAAAAGACUAUCCACUGUCCUCAGUUGGAAAGAAAAUUUCAUCAUUCAAGACCCAGUAUUAUCAGAUUUUGUUGACAUAGUUAGAUCCCUUAUCCCUUAACCCUAUCUGAUUUGGUUUAUGUCCUUUUCAUCCAAUUAAACUGGUUUUUGAGGAAGUAUCACAAGUAAUGAUAAUACUACCAAUAAUACUACCAAUACUACAAAAGCAACUGUUGUAGGGGAGGAAAGAUUUCUUUUCCUCAUCCAUUGCUAAGUUCAUGGCUGAGGCACCGAUAACAAAAGACAGAUUAACCAGAGAAAAUCAUAAACCAAAUUCACUUAAUUAAUAUGUUUACAUGACAUAAGAGCCUUCAGAAAUGAAGACCCAAAGAAACAGGUAAAUUUGUACAUUUUUGUGCUUAGGUUUGAUGAAGAGUAGACAGUUGUGGAAAAGUAUGAUUGGACAAAGGAGGUAUGAUCUAAUGGUAAUAAACUGGGGGACUUAGCUAGAUCUGUGUAUUCAUAUUUGUCUCUGUGUCCCUGUGCCUUUGGAGAUAAGAACAUUCCUUUCCUCCAUAUAUAGGGUGGGCACCUCUCCAUGAGAGCCUUAAUUACUUAUUUCACAGGAAGGUCAAAGAAUUGUGUUUUGGCUCACUUCAGGGGAGAAGGUCAACAAGUAACUUUUCUGCUUCUACUGCUUCCUCAAAUGCCAAAGUGCCAUAUUUUGGGGUAGCAGGUCCUGAAUCCCAUCACUGCUAAAUGCUGAGCACUUUCCAUAUGCAAGACCCUGUACUAAUACUUCGUUUAUUUAUGGACAUUUCACAGAUGGUAAGAUGAACUUGCCCCAAAUGUGUGACUCGUCAUUUGAGAAUCCAGUCAGUCCAGACUUUCUAAGUCUAAGGCCUAUCUCAUAACCUGUUGUUACUAUUUUGACUAUAAAUUUCUAUAGAGUUGUGUAGUCUGUUUUGCUUCAGACUUCGAAAACCACUUGUGACAUCUGUACCAAACACAGUGACAAUGGUCUCACUGCAACCUGAAAAGCCAGUUGUCCCUGGAACAGCAGUAACACUUUCCCUACUAGCAGUAACUUUUGAAGAAUCUUCAGGUGCAGCUAUUUGUCUUCCAUCUGUGAAACCUUUUGUUACAUCUACUGGGACCACAUCUGACAAGCCUCUUAUUGGCACUCCAAUGCAAAUCAAACUUGCCCAGCCGGGCCCUGUCCUUUCACAACCAGCUGGGAUUCCAUAGGCAGUUAAAGUCAAGCAACUAGUAGUUCAGCAGGCUUCAGGAGGCAAUGAAAAACAGGUGACCACACUUACACAUUCCUCAGCAUUGACCAUUCAGAAAUCUGGAUAGAAGACGAUGCCAGUGAACACCAUAAUACCUACCAGUCAGUUUCUUCCAUCUUCUGUUCUAAAGUAAAUUACUCUGCCUGGAAAUAAAAUUCUGUUGCUUCAAGCAUCUUCUACUCAAAAAAAUAAAGUAAAAGAGAAUGGAACAAUAUGCUUCAGGGAUGAAGAUAACAUCAAUGAUGUGACUUCUAUGGCAGGGGUCAACCUUAAUGAAGAAAAUGCCUGUGUCUUAGCAACAAACUCUGAAUUGGUUGGCACACUCAUUCAGUCAUGUAAAGAUGAACCAUUUCUUUUUAUUGGAGUUCUACAAAAGAGAAUUUUAGACAUUGGUGAAAAGCAUGACAUUACAGAACUUAACUGUUGCUGUGAACUUGAUCACCCAUGCAACACAGGAAAAAUUAUGAAGCCUUCUAGAAAAACUGACUGCAAUUGCUCAGCAUUGAAUGACUACUUACAAGGCAAGUGAAAAUUACAUCCUGUGUAGUGAUACCAGGUCACACCUCAAAUUUCUUGAAAAGCUGGAUCAAUUGGAGAAGCAGAGAAAGGAUUUAGAAGAAAGAGAAAUGUUACUUAAGGCAGCCAAGAGUCGUUGUAAUAAAGAAGAUCCAGAACAGCUGAGAUUAAAGCAGAAAGCCAAUGAGUUACAGCAACUGGAACUUGAACAGAUACAGCAUAGAGAUGCUAAUCUCACAGCUCUUGCAGCUAUUGGACCAAGGAAGAAGAGACCACUAGAACUUGGAAGUGAGGGCUUAAAAGACAACCUUCUUGCUUCUGGGACAUCCAGCCUGACAGUCACCAAACAGUUGCUUCGUCUAAGAAUCACAAGAAUCUGCCUCAGGGACUUGAUAUUUUGUAUGGAACAGGAACAGGAGAUGAAAUAUUCUCGAGCUCUAUACCUGGCCCUUCUGAAGGGACCACUCCACUCUCCAUCCAGAUCCUUGCAAUUUACUGCCAAGGAAGACACAAAGAGCAUUGUUGCACUGUUCUGAAAUUUCGAUUCCUGGAACAUAAUCACCAAUAUGAAAGAGCAAACAAUGGAAAAACAUUUCAUGCUCGUGGAUAGGAAGAAUCAAUAUUGUUAAAAUGGCCAUACUGCCCAAAUCAAUUUACAGAUUCAACACUAUUCCUAUCUAAGUGACAACAAUAUUUUUUACAGAACUAGAAAAAGCUAUUCUAAAAUUCAUAAGGAAUAAAAAAAGAGCCUGAAUAAACAAAGCAAUCCUAAGCAAAAAGAACAAAGCUGGAGGCGUUAUACUGCUCAUCUUCAAACUAUACCACAGGCUGCAGUAACCAAAA
This is a messenger RNA of Gorilla gorilla gorilla (western lowland gorilla), 2804 nucleotides long. RefSeq names its product transcription initiation factor TFIID subunit 4B-like. Gene Ontology annotation, biological process: transcription initiation at RNA polymerase II promoter. The record is from RefSeq and is a predicted model, not a curated record. Gene Ontology annotation, molecular function: DNA binding; RNA polymerase II general transcription initiation factor activity. The transcript has a single exon. The coding region runs from base 1952 to 2497 and encodes 181 amino acids. NCBI's taxonomy places the organism in Eukaryota, Metazoa, Chordata, Mammalia, Primates, Hominidae. Gene Ontology annotation, cellular component: transcription factor TFIID complex.